UAAUUGAUAAUUGUCUUGAACUCUGAAUUCCGAACGCCCGAGAGGUGGGCUAUAAUUAGAACUUGGAAAGAAUAUUUGGAUUAGCCGACUCAAGCUAACUGCUGCAGCUGAACUGUUUUCGGGAAUCAUCGUUAUCAGAUUUUUGUAACUUUUAAAGGUCAACAGGUCCAUUGAUUAUAAACGCCGAGUAAUAAAAAGUCGAUAGCAAAACCCGAUUCGUUUGCUGCCGCGUCCAAACAUUGCCUGUAUCUAUUUGCGAAUCGUUUUUAUUGCUUACGGCCUGCGGGUUUGUCCGAACCGAAAUAGAGCCGAAUCCACCAUCAUAGAUCACCGGUCCCCGUGAUCUACAUAGUCAGAGUUCUGUCAAGUGCUAAUGCUAUUACACGUCGUCGAUUCUGCAAAAAUGGAUAACUAUAAGUGUUCACUGUCUGUUGUCGACGUCUAUGAUAUGGCACAGGACAUCGGUCGAGAGUUCGAGGCAAUUAUAGACGCGUAUGGCACUGAUGCUAUAACUGGACUGAUGCCCAAGGUGGUAUCCGCCCUAGAGCAGAUGGAAUUAUUGGCUAUGAAGAACGAACGAGAAAACACUACUGUGGACGACUUGCGAUCAACGAUACAACAAUUGGAAAUGGAUAAACAGGAACGGACCGAGGACAGGAUGAAAUAUGAGAAGGAGAUGGAACAAAUUGAAGAUAAGUGGCGCGAAGACUAUAACGAAUUGUUGACUACUGUUUCCAGACUUCAAGAUGAUAAUCGUAAAUUGACUGAGUCUUUGCAAGCUGCCGAAAAGGAUAAGAUUGUUGAUUCAAAAUCACAAGUUUUAAGUCCAGAUGUUGAUACUGUUGCUCUUCAACGUCUACGCCAUACUGUUGAUCAAAUGCGUGAUAGUAUUAGAAGCUAUGAACAUCAAUUAAAUUCAAAGAGUAAUGAAGUAGAUUCUUUGACCGUUCAAAUGGAUAGGCUACAAACUACUUUGAAAGACUUACGACGCAAGCAUCGUUUUGCACAGCUACAAUGUCGUAGUUUAGUUGAAGAAAGGGCAGAUAUUCUUUCUCAACUUGUAAAGCAACAAAAAGAAUUUAUAUCACUUAGACAAAGGUUUGGUAUUGCUCAAAAAGAAAAUGAAGACCUUUCAAAAUAUAGAGAUGAUUUGCCUGAUUUGAAAAAUAAAGCCAUUUAUGAUUUAGACGAUCCAGAUAGACCAAAGUUUACAACCAAUGAACUGAAAGAUAUUUUGACUGAACGUAAUGAACUAAAAUCUCGUGUUAAUGAUCUUGAAGAUGAACUUUCACAGUUUAAGCCUGUUGAACAGUUGACAAUAUCCCAGGAAAGAGAUGAAAUCCAAGAAACGCGGGUACGAAGAAUUUUGUUACGAAACUGUACCACCAGAACUGACGGUCACCGAAAAAAUCUUGACACCACUCCGGUCAAUAAGGAAGGCUCGCAAGUGUCAAUCAUCACCCCAGAAAGUUCACCAGAUGUAAUAUCCCCUACCAGGUCCGAUGAUGAACAGGAAGAAGGCCCUGUUCAAGGACCAUUACCUUUAGAACCUGAUGAUGCACCAUGGAAACGAAACCCAGAAUCUGGCAUUCGUAAACUUUUUCGUAAGAUGUUUGCUGAAACUAACAACUCUUUAUUUUCUAAGACUAGUCCUAAACAUCCUAAGUUAUCAUUAUCCAAAAUGGCUGUAUCCAUUGGUCAUUCGUCUAUUAUGGGACCACCUGAAGUGUGAUAAAUAAAACAUUGAUCUCAAUUUUAAUUAUUGUUUAUUAAUGUUUACAAGUAUUAUUAAGGCAUAUGCAUAGCUAAAUUAUAAGGGAUCAGUUAACAUAAGUAACUACAAAUCAAAUUAAAUUAGUUUUUAAAUUUUUUUUUUUUUUUUUGCAUAUAUAUUUUACAAUACUUUUAUCGUGAUUAUUUAUUAUUAAUUCUUAAAUGGCUUGGGCAUAGCUCAUACAAAUUGAAUUUUUUUAUUAUUUAUUUAUCAUAAUUGAAUGCUUAUUUAUAAAUACAAACAAAUAUCUACCUUUUCCAUGUUAGAUUUUUAAUCAUAGUUUUUAUGUUAGUUCUAAUUAUUUUGAGAAAAAGCCAUGUAAAAGUAUUAUAAAUUAAUUAAAUAAGUCCUAUUCUAAUUUAAACGACGUUAUGUAUGUGAUUAUUACAUUCAGAUAAUUUUUUUUUAUUAUUCAUUAGUAACAUACAAAAAAAUAUGCUUUUACUUUGGUUAAUUAACUUUUGUAUCAAGUUAAAGAAAAAAAUGCUCAUAAUAUUUUGUUUUUAAUGACCCCCUUAUCAAUUGUAUUACAAUAUAGUACAAUAAUAUUUAGGGCAAAUGCUUUUGACGUAACUCAUCUAGUCGAGUUGAUAAUUAUAUAAAAUUGUUAUAUUUUUUUUCAUUGUUUUGUGUACGUACUUAAAUCAAAGUGAAGUAUAUUUUUAUAGUGAUUUAUAAUCAAAUAUUUAACUAUUUUUAAAUAGUAUUAAAUUUAUAAUUGUAUUUAUAUUGUAUUGUACUGCCCAUUGCUUAUUAAUGUAUAGAGCAACGUUUUGUUGAAGAAAAAGCGUACUUCCAAAAUAUUUAUUUUAAUUGGCUAUUUUUUUGUUAAUCAUAAUUAUUUGUAAAGAUAGUAAUAUAUUAUUUUGAAUUGGACAAUA
This is a messenger RNA of Rhopalosiphum maidis (corn leaf aphid), 2655 nucleotides long. It is a transcript of the gene Rilpl, whose product is annotated as RILP-like protein homolog. Lineage: Eukaryota; Metazoa; Arthropoda; Insecta; Hemiptera; Aphididae. The record is from RefSeq and is a predicted model, not a curated record. The transcript has 8 exons. Gene Ontology annotation, molecular function: protein dimerization activity. Bases 374 to 1732 code for a protein of 452 amino acids. Gene Ontology annotation, biological process: cilium assembly. Gene Ontology annotation, cellular component: cytoplasm; ciliary basal body.